AUGUGGAUGACGUGUACUAAUGCCAUUGGAAACUACUCCUGCGCAUGCGCAGUUGGCUGGCAAGGGGAAAAUUGCGAUCAAGAUAUAGACGAGUGUUUCCUAAACCAAUGUCGAGGCUAUGCAGUAUGCAAUAAUACUAUUGGAAAUUAUUCGUGCGCAUGCGUAAAAGGCUGGCAAGGAGAAAACUGCGAUCAAGAUGUUGACGAGUGUCUAACUAACCCGUGCUUGAAUGAAGGAACGUGCGUUAAUGUUGAUGGAAACUAUAUCUGUUCUUGUAAAGGAAGCUGGAAAGGACGGCACUGUGAUCAACAAGAACUAGAAAGCAGGGCAAACAAACUUGCCGAUACUCAAGUCUAUCUUACUUCCCUGCCUUUUGUCAUCUCUGUUUUUGGAAUUGCAAUCUUAAUUGUUUGGAGAAAAUACCGAAAAAUGAGAGACCCGAAAUCAGGUGAUCAACUGGGAGACGACAACAAGAAAGCGCUGUCUCUGGAUGAUUUUCCAGAAGAAUUGGUACAUCAAGAAUAUGGAGGUUUCUUACCCGCAGACCCAUGGAAUAGCGAUGAAGGAUUAGAAAAUUCGUACUUUGCGGGUCGUUAUUUAGGAUAUGCUCCGAUUGACCAAACAGCUAGUGAUGACGACUUUUCAAUGGAUUCAUUUACUGAAGAUAUAGUGCUAUGGGACAGACAGAGCCUAGAACGAAUGCAGGGGAAUAUGUAUCAAACGGCUGAAGAUCCAGAAAUGGAAGAUGAAACCCAAAAUGCAGGUGCGUCUCGUACUGGCAUGCAAAUACCGUUGGAACACGAAGAGGAAAGCGGGAGUCUAGAAGCAAUCAACCAACAGGAAAGAACAAUAGGCGAUACGAUGUCUGAAGACGAAACACUUGCUGGUUCUUUUGUUUUGGGGAAAGUUCGUGUACUCGAAGCAGCCUUCGAGAAACGCGGUUUGAAGAGAGAUUGAAAAAAAAAUUGAUAUGAUAUUUACUAAAUUUUAAAAACUUAUUUCAAAGUCAUGCUUCACUAUUUUUUAGUCAUUCUGUCAUUACGAUUCCUUGAUGAAUUAGCAAUACGGAUUUAUAUUGUUUAUUCACUCAAAAUGCUUGUUACUUUUAG
Molecule: messenger RNA, 1109 nt
Organism: Actinia tenebrosa (Australian red waratah sea anemone)
Lineage: Eukaryota; Metazoa; Cnidaria; Anthozoa; Actiniaria; Actiniidae
Source: RefSeq, a predicted model, not a curated record